Messenger RNA from Xiphias gladius (swordfish), 2135 nucleotides. RefSeq names its product ITPR interacting domain containing 1 (gene itprid1). The coding region runs from base 418 to 1293 and encodes 291 amino acids. Gene Ontology annotation, molecular function: signaling receptor binding. The record is from RefSeq and is a predicted model, not a curated record. The transcript has 7 exons. Lineage: Eukaryota; Metazoa; Chordata; Actinopteri; Istiophoriformes; Xiphiidae.
AAACAAACAAGUUAUGGCAGUACAGAGGGAGAAAGACUACUUUGUUCUUGAUACCUUGCCAGUGUCCAAUGGAGUCACAGUUUGGGAGAGGGAGGUAGAGACAACUGCCAAAACCCUCUGGAGGAAACACCCGCUGAAGGAAAAAAGACAGAGAGAGGGGGGUGAGAGACAGAGACAGAGAGAAACAUUUGCCUAGUAUAAUUCGAGGAGCCUUGACACCAGACCUGGACAGAAUGUACUUACAUUCAACCAGUAGGAAAACAAAGAGAUGUUUCCCUGUGCUCUGCCUCCCUCCUUUGCUGAUGUUUCUCUCUCUGCUUGUGUCACUUAGGGCUCCUAUGCCUUGUUUGCUUCCUUGUCCAGAUAACAUGACUUUUGUUCUCUGCAGCAUCUUUAUAUGGUAAACAGGGAGUGAGGAUGGUCCAGGAGUUUUUGUGGUGGAGCAGGUCAAGUUCAGCUUUCAGCAGGUGGAACAGCUCAGCAACUUUAGGUAACUCUGGACCAGUCAGUGUGAUGGACAUUCUCAACCUGUGGAAUGAAGACCCGGAGGAGGUUCUCCUAGACCUUGGCUUCGGCUGUGAGGAACCUGACCUACCUGGACGCAUCCCAGCUCGAUUCGUCAGUCAUCAGUCUCAGGCAAGAGGAAUAAACCUCCAGGUGUUUUUAGAGGCCCAGAAGAAUCGGCUAGACCUGGAGAACCCAGAUGUCAGCAAUCGUUUUAGGCAACUCAAAGUUCUCCAGCAGGUAACUACAGCAUUCUCCUCCUUGAUGGGGUCUUCCUCCUCCUCAUUCUCUCUCAGAGCACUGCUGGGAAAAGACCUGCCUUCUGAGGCCUGGGAGAGGAGGAGAACCAUGGGCAUGCUGUUUAGACGAGCAUCAAAGAAGUUAUUCAGUCAAAUCCACAGCCAUAAAACCCAGGACCUAACAACACCUACUGCUAUCUGUUCUUCUUGUGCUGCCAUUGAGUCACUGCAACCUCCACCCAGCCUUGGAGACAAGAAAUUCCCCUUAAAAAGAUCCAAACCUGGACUUCUGGAGACUGUGUGUCUGAGUCCGCUGGCAGAGGAGCAAGGAACUGGUCCAGACCCUCAGCCCCAGCCUCAGGUGGUUUCUUUCAUAGGCCGGGAUGGAGCACUCAGACCUUGGCCCCUGAGGGAAGGUCACCCCUUGACAGCCAACACUUUUUUACAGAAGAAGAAGAGCCCAGGGCAAGCCAGCGAAUCAUUUGAAAUGGAAGAGUGCGAGGUGUUAUACGGACCAACAGCUGCCAGUCAGAGCGCAGUGGAUUUCUAGAAGAGCCCUUCCUCCUGUCUCUCCAUCAGCAGGCAUCACCAGGACCUGAUCUCAUCAAGUACUCUUUGGGUGAUUUGGAGGAGAUGAUGCUGUGUCUUCACCAGUUUUGCUCUGUGUUCAGCAACAUGGAGGAGCAGCUCUCUGAAAACCAGGCUGCAGUUUACAGUGCUCUCUCUGACCAGGACAGGGAGAAAGUUUGGGAUAUUGAAGAGCUGAGGCGAGCAGUGAAACAGGGGGCUAGAGAGCUGGAGAUGCAAUUGAAUGAACUGUCCCAUUAUUUUGAUGACAGCUUGAAAAUGGUAACACACUCAGUUACAAUAACACACUCAUACCUGUUUGCUGGGAGAGUAGUCCCUAUGGAAAAUAUGUGUGAUCAGACACUGAUGCCAUCGGCACAAAAAUGCAACUUGAUAAAGUGUUGAUGUAGUUUAGUCCUGUAAACGACAAUGGCUGAAUUUGAUUGUCUUGAUUGUCUGAACUUUUGCUGGGCAUAAGCUUCCAAUGCAGAUCAGUUAAAGUGUAACAUAAUACUAUUAAUUAUUGAACAGUAUAUCAAUAUUCUGAUACCAUAGUAAUGGAUCCUUGAAGCUACAAUCUUCAUAGAACCAAUAUUACAAAAGUGUUGAAAGAGGAGGACUUUCCUACUCCCUGGACCCCUUCCAGAGUUAGAAAUAACAAGUUUAUGGGUGUCCUGGUAGCUUGGCAUUUUGUCCUGAGGCUGGCACUAGAGGAAAGUUAGUAGAAUAUCCAAGAUGAAGAGAGUUCAUCCCCUGGGGAACAUGAAUGAGCUCAGCUAAUUGGCAUUAAAGGAACUGCUCUAAGCUGGUUUAAGUCCCAUUUAU